AUGGUUGAGAGAGAACAAGAAACAGACCAAUACAACUACCACCAAGCAAAGAAAAUCAGAGGAACCCCCAACCAGCCUGCCGCCAAGAAAACGAAGGGGUCAGCGACAGUCAAGUCAGAGAACUCGCAAGUUGCAAUGCCACCUCCAAAGCCACUGGGAAACUUGAAAGGAAAGUACGCCAUCGAAACAUUUUAUGCCUGCUGCGAUGACGAGUCUCAACGGAACCACGACGAGUUCUGCAGUAUACUCCUCUCCCCAGGAGACGGUGAGGCGCUGCGAGGUUAUCUCACUUUGGGCCGAAUUAAUUACACUGCACUCAUGCUUUUCGAUAAAUGUCUAACAGAACCUUCGACGCGCAAGGUACCAUUCAGGUGGCGCGGCAGGAGAAUGUUCAACAAGUUCAAAAUGUUCCGAGGUGACAAAAACUACGGCUGGGCGAAAUUUAUUGGAGAUGGCAAGAUCGAGGUUUCUUUUCAAGCUGAAACUCGAGCUCGUGGCGCAGAAAGGUCGGAGUAUUGGUGA
Fusarium odoratissimum NRRL 54006 is the source of this 522-nucleotide messenger RNA. RefSeq lists its product as uncharacterized. The record is from RefSeq and is a predicted model, not a curated record. Lineage: Eukaryota; Fungi; Ascomycota; Sordariomycetes; Hypocreales; Nectriaceae. The coding region runs from base 1 to 522 and encodes 173 amino acids. The transcript has a single exon.